AUGUCUGCCAACUUCAACGAGACAAACAUACGCUGCUCUAGCGAAGCUGCGAAAAACUUCAUCGACUGGUACUACCGCCAACUCAACGACGCCAAGCCCGUUUCGCACGGCUACAUCAACGGCCACGCCGCCUACACCAACGCCGGCCACGCGCCGGCCGACAUCUGCAUCAACGGCCUCGUGGUCGCGACCCCACAAGAAUGGGACAAACUCCUCGACCAACAGCGCGAAGCGCCCAAACAGCCCGACCCCAACAAGCGACGCGUGCGCUACGACGUCGAGAGCUUCGACGUGCACGUUAUCAACGCCGACUACCGCUUCGGCGCGUCAGCCAAAAUGCUCGAGCUGAACGCCCCCACCGACGGCGUGCGCAUGAUGAUGGUGUUGACGGUGGCCGGGUCAGUGUUGUUUGGGACGGGAAGGAGCAAGGCGGAGGAUUAUUGGGAGAAGCAGAGUUUUCAUGAUCGGUUCAUUCUUGUGCCGAACUGGGACGUGCUGGAGAAGCCGGGGGCGCGGUACGGGAGGAAAUAUCUCAUUUCUUCGCAUAACUACCGGGCGAAUUAG
This is a messenger RNA of Dichotomopilus funicola, 564 nucleotides long. RefSeq lists its product as uncharacterized. The record is from RefSeq and is a predicted model, not a curated record. NCBI's taxonomy places the organism in Eukaryota, Fungi, Ascomycota, Sordariomycetes, Sordariales, Chaetomiaceae. Bases 1 to 564 code for a protein of 187 amino acids. The transcript has 2 exons.